This is a messenger RNA of Closterium sp. NIES-65, 9270 nucleotides long. The record is from the annotation of a GenBank genome assembly. NCBI's taxonomy places the organism in Eukaryota, Viridiplantae, Streptophyta, Zygnematophyceae, Desmidiales, Closteriaceae.
AUGGGCUGUUGCCACAGCACGGACCAGUUCCUGACCGAGGAAGAAAGGCGCGCUAGAGACGCCAAGUCCGCCGCCUCUGGCGCAUCGUCGGCCACUCCGACGCCAAACCGCGCUGCGGCAGCAACCACCGGCGGAGCGUCUUCCUCAACCGCGGCCGCUGCAGCAGCCGCUGCGGCAGCAGCGACAGCCGUAGCUCCAAACGGAGGCGCGCGCGGGAAGGCCGAAGAGGCGGAGCAGGGACAGGAGCAAGGGCGAGAGCGAGAGAAUGAACAGCUCGUCACGGGGGAGACGCCAGUGGUGGUAGCACCUAAGAGUAGCGAUGUGGGAUUGGCUGCAGUUGUAAGCCUUGCUGCGGAGAGUGAUGCUGCAGAGGGUCGGAAGAAGGCCGUGGGUGAGGGUUCUAAGAGCCCCGACCAAGGCUCGAAGGAUGUCGAGGAGGGAGUUAAGGACGAAGGGGGCUCUAAAGAUGGCGAUGGUGGGACGGCGAGCAGCACACCUAGAGAUGACUCCUCCGAGCAAUCGAAGAGGUCUCUCGGCAAGACCAAGAGCUCGAAGAAGGGCAGCGGGAAGGAGAAGAAAGCGGGGAAGGAGGACGCGAAGAGCAAGGAAAAGGACAAGGACUCAAGCAAGGGCAAGCAGGAGAAGGCGUCUAAGGGGUCCGGCAAAGAGAAAGAGAGCAAAGCGAAGAAGGAGAAGGAGGGCAAGGGGGGCAGUAGCAGCAAAGGAGACGAGGCGGAGAACGACGGGAGCAACAGCAGCAGCGUUCCCGUUGCGACAACUGGAAGCAGUUCAAUGGGCGGGGCGGAGGAAGGAGCGCUUGGCGGAAAGGACGCCGCUGCAGACCAGGCUCCGGGCGAUUCCGCUUCCGCUUCCGCCUCCGCCUCCGCAUCCGCAGUUCCCGCCGUCGCCGUCGCUGCCGCCACCGUUGGCGCUGCCGCCGCCGUUGCCGAACCCCCCACGGCCGCGGAGGAGAAAGUCACUGGAGCUGGGGGGAGAGCGUCCGGUGCCACGUCAUCACCGAUCUCCCACGCCGGGCUCCACGUGGACACCGCCAUCGCGUCCGUCGUGGAGGAUUUUUUCAGUGACGACCCGCUCAGCGCCACCGGCGGCGGCCCCAGCGGCCUUUUCGGCGGAAGCACUGACGUGGUCACUCCGCGGGGGGAAGCGGAGGUGGAUGGUGGGAAAACGAUCGCGGAGAGCGGGGAGAAGGGCGCGGCCCAGCAGAAGGCGGGGCUGGCGGAGAAGAUUCGCGCAGGGGGGCGGGGGAUGCUGCGGUCGGUGUCUGCGGUCGCGGCGUCCCCGCGCGGGGGGAAGGGCGCAGCUGCGGGGACGCGGGGCGCGGACAUUCCGGAGGUGAGUCCGCGGGACCGCGGGUGGGGCUUGGGGUUCGCGCGCGCAAAGUCUUUCUCUACGGGUGAGGGGAAGAAGGGGAAGGGGAAGGAGGGGAAGAGCAAAAGCGCGGAGCCGGGGGGAAAUGCGGAGGGGGAAUCGGAUGUUUCCGAUGCGCAGACUGCAACGGGCGCGCUGAAACGUGUGGAAGAGGGGGAAGAGGCGGAGAGCGCGGAAGGUGGGGGGGAAGGGGGAGAGGUUGUCCGCGCGUAUGGCGGGGGAAAGGAGGAGGGAGGGGCGGAUGAGGAGAGGGUUGUGGUGGGGGAUGCGGGGGGUUCAGUUGGCGGAGAGAAAGCGGAGGAAGUGGGGAAGAAGGGGGAGGAGGUGAUGGAGGGAGCGGCGGCAGUGGAAGGCGGGGAGAAGGAUGAGGCUGGGGCAGAAAAGAAGGUGAAGAAGACCAAAGGGCAGAAGAGCAAGGGUACUGCAAGGGCUGCUUACUAUGGCAGUGAUGAGGAGGAGGAAGAGGAGGAGGAGGAGGAUGGGGAGGAGGAGGUGGAUGAGGGUGAGGAAGAAGGCAAGGAUGAGGAGUUGAAAGAAAUGGUAGGAGUCGAGGAUAGUUCGGAGGAGGAAGAAAAGAAGGCUGCAGAGGAUGAUGAGGAUUCGGAGGAUGAGGAGGAUGAGACAGAGGAGAAGGUGGAGGAGGAGAAGGAACCGGAGGGUAGGAGCAGCGGGAAAAUAUCAAAGGAGGAGGCAGAGGAGGAAGAGGAGGGAAAAGAGCGGAAGGAGGAGGGCAAGGAUGAAACUGAAGAAGAGGAGGAAGAGGAGGAAGAGGACGAGGAGGAGGAGGAGGCUGCGUUUGAGCUGAUGCCGAGCGGGCAGAGAGCAGCAGCAGCCGCCGCCGCAGCAGCAGGAGCAGCAGGGGCGGCGCGGAGAGGCGCGAAAGGCGGAGGGCGAAUGAUGAUGGGCGAGUCAGAAGCAGCCUCGGCCGCCGUCCUAGGCACGGAAACUGGGCAGCAUAUGGAAUCGCUCCGCAAGUCAGCUGCCGCAAUAGUGGAAGUGGAAGGCGGGGGAGACGAGGUGGAAGCGGCGCUGCUUGCGGUUACCCCCUCCACGCGGGAAGAGCUCGCCGCCAUGAGCCGCAUCGCGCCCGCGCUCGCCGCGGAAGCCGCCAAGCUGAUGCGCAUGGGGGAAGCGAUCUCCGCGACGAUGCAGGCGCGCGGGCGCGCGCGCGAGCCGCUGCAAGACGCGGACGUGCUGGCGAGCCGCGAGCUCGCGGUGGCGGCGGCGGCGUUCGUGGAGCACGCGAGCAGGGCGGGAACGGGGGACGGCGCGGGGCUCGCGGGAUGCGCGGUCGUCGACACGGUAGUCAUGGGCGUGGUGGCGGGGCUGGCGGAGCAGGCGGCGGCGUACGCGCUGGCGGUGCUGAUGGCGCACGCGGGCGCGCGCAAGGUGCAGGAGGGCGCGGACGUGGUAAUCAUGGCGGAGAGCACCGUCGAUCUCGCCACCGCCGUCGUGCGGAUCUUCGAAGCAAUGGCGCCUGGGUCUCGCGACGGGUCCGCGGGAGGGGGAGGCGGAGGGGGCGCGGGAGCGGGGGGUGGCGGCGGGGCGGGCGCGGGGAGGGGGUUCGGGCCUGUGCCCUCCGCGAAGCUGGCGGAACUAGCCAUGGGGCAUUCGCGCGCGCUGCACGCCAACAUGCUGAAGCAAGCGUAUCUGAAAGCGGCGGCGCUGGGGAAGCAGCUAGACACAGACGUGUUGGAGUUCGGCCCCCGCACCAUCCACUUCUUCUCCUCCCACUUCCGCCUCGCGAAAGACGCGACCGACAUGGCGGCGGCCGCCACGGCCUCGCUCGCCGCGCAGGCAAAUGCCGCCGCUGGCGGCGACGGUGCAGGUGGUGGUGCAGGAGGCGGAGCUGCUGCCGCCGCCGCGCCGUCUGGCGGGGUUACGGCGGCUGACGUGGCGGAGAUCGAGGAGAUUAAGCGGCGAUCGCAGGCGCAUGCAGAUCGCGUGUGUGAGACGGCGGGGGAAGUGGACAACGGUAUCUUGCUGGAAGGAGCGGAGCUCGCGACCAUAGUCGCGGCGCUCUCGCGCCGCCAGCAGGAGGAGCAGGUGGGCGGGAAGAAGGGCCCCGUCGCGAGCGCGGUGGGGGAGGGCGCGGCGCGGCUCAUCCGCAACGCGGCGGUGAUGCUCGCGUCGCUGGCGGACCGCCUGCAGCGCGGCGGCGGCGGCGUGAACCGCGGGAUCGUGGCGGAAGCGGCGUGCGUGCGCGCGCUGGCGUGCGCGUACACCAAGCUGCUGAUCCUCGUCGUGCGGAGCAGCGCGGCGGUGGGGCAGCGAGGCGGAGGAGGGGGAGCGGAAAACGGCGCGGAAGGCGGGGGGGCUCCGCCGCCCCUGAGCUGGCGGAGCUUCCCCGGGCUGAUCAUGGACCCGUCCGCCGUUUCCGCGUAUGCCAAGCUGAGCGGAAUCGCCGCCGCGUUUUCCGCCAAGGUCGCAGCUGCAGGCGCGGCGGGUGGGCUGGACGGUCUAGGCGGUGGCAGCAGCAGCGGUGGCGGAAUGGGAGGCGCGGCGGGAGGCGGAAAGGCAGGAGCUGGUAAGGUAACGGAAGGUCUGGUGUGCGACGCGGCUGUGCUGGUCAUGACGGCGUGUAGCAACGCCAAGCUGUCUCUCUCCGCGGAUGGCGGCGCUGCUGGCGGAGGCGGGAUGGGCAUGGGGGGAGGAGGCGGAGGCGGAGCGGGGGCGGCGGGGGCGUUCCCCAUGGAAGUACUGGACGAAGGGGCGGAGCUCGCGAGUAAAGCCAAGGCGUACGUUGCUAGUCUGCAGCAGCGGCUCAGAGCAGCAGCAGGGGGAGGCGGCGCAGGAGGCGGAGGAGCAGGGGGGGCCGGGGAGAACAGGGAGGGGGUGUGGGACGCGAAGCUGGUUACGGAAUGCCUGCGCGUGUCUGUCUUAGCGGGCGCGCACGCGCGGCAAGUGGUGGAACGCGCGCGCCAGAUCAUGUCCGCCGGCGCGGGUCCCGCGGCCGUCGCCGCGUCCGCCGCGUCCCUCCGCGCGGCGCAGCUGGCGGAGCGCACGGCGCAGCACGGGCGCAUGGUGCUGCACAAGUGGACGGAGGACUGCGCAGUAGACGCCAAGGCAGAAGAAAGCGCGCGCGCGCUCGCCGCGCUAGCAGACGCGCAUCUCUCUGCUCUCCAAUCCUCCGCGGGGGAACAGCCCGAAGUCCCGUUCUUCCUAGCCGUCCGAUCCGUAGCUGUAGCGGAAGAGGUAUCCGUGCUCGUACAAUCCCUCGCGCAGCAGCGCGUGAACGGCACCAGCAUAGGCCUCUCUCUCGUGAACGGCGUCGUCCGCGUGGUAGGCUCUAUCGCGCAACACGUGAUCGAUUUACAGUCCGCCAACGCCACCGUGCGCUCGCUCGUCGGCUGGGACGCGGCGGUCGUGGCGGAAGAAGCGGGGAAGCUGGCCUGGCAGCUCGCGACGCAGGCGGCGGCGGGAGAUCCGGUGUCGGAGACGCUUUUGGUGGACGCUGCGGGGUUGCUGUACCGCGCCGUGACGUACGCGCGAUCCGUGCAGUCGAUGGCGCAGCAGGGGAACUAUUCCGACCCGUGCUUGGUGCUCGAGGCGGUGGAGUGCGCGGAUCAGGCGCAGCGCAGCGCGGAAUCCGUCGCGCGCGCGCACGACCGCAACGUGGCGGUUAAUACUGACCUCACCGCGUCCGCGUCGCGGCUGUCCUCCGCGCUCGCGACGCACGCGUCGCGUCUCCGCCACGACGCGGCCUCCGUGGGCCCCUUCGCGGUGGUCGCGGCGGGCGCCGUCGCGGGGGACGUCGCGGCGCUGGAGAUGAACCUCCGCGCGCGCCUCGCGGAGCGCGGGAAGGCGGACAAGGCGCUCGCGGUGGCCGCGGCGCGCGUCGCGUCGCGAGUCGGGUCGCACGUGCAGGUGCUGGGAGCAGGAGUCCCGGGUGCGGAUCCGGCGCUGGCGGCGGCAGCAGUGGCACUAGCGAGCCAGGUAGCUAAACACUUGCAAGUGCUGGCGAGCAAAGCAGCAGCAGAGGGGUUAGUAGAUGAGGAAGUGGAAAACGCAGCGUCGCAUCUGAAUACCAUGGCUGGGGGGCAUAGAGUGGCGUUGCAGGCUGAGAGCUGGUUCGCAGGGCAGGCGGAGGAAGGGAGGGAGGACGAGGAGGGGGUCGGGGAGAAGGACGGGGAGGAUGGAGUAGAGGCUGCGGCAGGUGGGGCAGUUGCUGCUCUGAUCGCAGCUAUUACAAAAGGACACACACCUGAUGAUGGUAAAAACAGCGAUACCACCACCAACAACACCAACAACACCUCCUCCUCCUCCUCCUCCGCCUCCACCGCUGCUGCUGUGACCAACGGCGUGCUAGCCAUCACUCGAAUGACCUCGUCCGUGCGAGUGUCCAAGCUGGCAGAAGCAGCAGGGCAGCACGCGCAGGAGCUCUGGGACCGAUGCACCAGCAACACGGCCGUGGACAGUGACGUACUCGCAGGCGGGGCCAGCCUCCUCGUGCUCGCUGCCGGCCACGCGCACGCGCUGCAAGUCCAAGCCACGCGCUGCGGCUGGGCCGACCCGGCUUCGGUCGCUGAGGCCCGGGAGCUGGGGGAGAUGCUUGUAGCGCACGUGCGCGCGCUCGCCGCGAGGAAAACCGAGGGGAUCGGCGUGGACGCCGCUGUGCUAGCCGAGGCGGUGAGAGUUACUGCGGGGGCGGUGGGGCACGCAAGAAGGUUGCAGUUUCAGGAGGCUUCAGUCGGGUUUGGGUCGGUGGGGGACGCGGUGGGGCUCGCAAAGCAGAUUGCGGGGCAUCUGCAGAUGCUGGCAGGGAAGGCGGCGGUGGGAGCGACGGCGGACGCGACGUUGGUGGGGAAUGUGGAGAUGUAUGCUGGACUGGUGGAGGGGCAUGUGCGGGGGCUGCUCACUCGGUGCAGGAAGACUUGGGGUGUGGGACCGGCGGCUCUAGCAGCAGCAGGCGGAGCAGCAGUGGGAGGGACGGGAGGUGGAGGAGGAGGGGGAGUGGCUGGUGCAAUGGACGAUUCUGGUCUCGCGCUGAUGUCCGUGCAGGUGGCGGUGCACGCUGCGUUCUACGGCAGUCUCCUGCAGUUCCAAGCAGCCGCCAAGGCGAAGGUGACCCGCGAGGUUCUCGCAGUGGCGCAGGCGUUACUGGAGGCGGUAACCGCGUUACGCCAGGGGCUGGUCCCGCGCGUGGAAGCCGGGAGCGUGUUUGACGACGACUGUGUGACGCGAGCUGAGGAGCUCGAAGCACAGGCCAAGAUGCACGCACCCGGCGCUGCUGCCGGGGCAGGAGGAGCAGGCCGCAGCGCUGCUGGUGGCGGUGGCGGCCGCGGCGCCGGUGGGGGAGUGGGAGGAGCGCUGCUCGCUCUCGGGCGAGAAGCCACCGUAAAGGUCGCAGCGGACGGGGCUCGUCUUGGGGCGAAAGCGGCGUCUCUGGCGUCGCGGCUGGUCACGAGAACGAUCGCGUCUGCGGCGUUCCCUGCGGACGCCGGCGUGGAGGCGCAACGAGUGGCUGAGCUCGCGCUGAGCCAGGCGGACCUGCUGAAAUCUGUAGCGCGCAACAACGCGCACAUCGACGCGUCCACGGCUGUAGCGGCCUUCCGUGUGGCCGUGCAGGCGUUUCGGCUGGGGAAGAGGAUGCGGGAGCACGGCGGGGAGGAGCGGACGGUUGUGUUCAAAGCAGAGAUGGUCGCAGAAGGGCUACAAGUCGCAGAAGAGGUGGUGAAGCUAGCCGGAGAUCUCUCAAUCCUAGCCAUCGAUCAGCCGGAGCUCGCGUCCUCGCAUGUUGUCACGUACGCGAAUGUCACGGCCCGAGUGGCAGGGCACGCUCGCAUAGUCGACGGGCAGAGGUCCUCCGCUGCUACUGCGGCUGCAGCAGCAGCGUCGGCCGCAGCGGUGCAGAACACGCAGUCAGGAGUGCCUGGCAUGGGUAUUCUGUCGCCUGUGGGGCCCCCGAGCGUGUCUGGAAUCCCCCCUGCUUCGCCCAGAGGAGGCAGAAUAUUCGGAGAACGGGGCAACGCCUCAGUGGAGCUAGCAGCGGCUGUAGCAGGGAAGGAGGCGAAGAAAACCGUGGACGCUCCAGCUGUUGCGCGAUCGGCGCAAGUAGCGGCACGAGCAGCAGACCACGUGCUAGCUCUGGUCAGCUGGGCGUCGCCUGCAGGCGAGGUUCCCGCAGAUCUCAUCGCCCGUGCAUCGGUUCUGCUAGAGGUUUCCUCCGCGCACACGCAGUCUCUUGCGGAAAAAGCAGUGGCGGGGACGAGGGUCGACGCUGGGUGCGUGACAACAGGAGCGUUGCUCACAGCCGACGCUGCUGCUCAUGUGGACGCUCUGCGAUCGGCGCCGCGAGUUCUCCCAGCAGAGGUGUUUUCAGACGCGGAUGCGCUCGCAGAAUCCGCCAACAUGCACGUGGAUGUCCUCGCGUCUAAGGCCGCGUCGGGCAUGGGCAGUAUCGACACCUUAACUGUCUCUGCUUCCGCCGCCCUUGUCGCCUCCGCCGCUGUCCACACCUCCCGGCUCCAAACCCUCGCCGUAACAGCUGUGGCUGCCACCGCUGCUACUCCAAUUCCGGCCGCGUUGCUCGAAUCUGCGGAGAAUCUAGUAGAGGAUGUGGAGGUGCAUGUUGAGUCGCUUAUGUCGCUCGCAGCAGCACCGGGUGCAGCAGCCGGUGGUGGUGGGGACGGAGAGGAGGGAGCAGCGGCAGGAUCGCCGACGGCAGACGCGGAAACAGCAGCAGAGGCCUCGAGUCUGGCGUGUGUGGUGAUGGGGCAUGCCAGGCAGCUGUAUCUGCUGCUGCCGCAGCUGGGCCUGCCUGCUGUGUGUGCGGGUGUUGCUCUGGCGAGAGACGCUGCAGCGCAUGCGGAGGUGAUUGCGAGGAAGGUGGCAGAUGGGGAAGCGGUGACGGCUGCUGCAGUGCGAUCAGCGGAAAGGCUUCAGGCCGGGAUGAAGCAGCAUUUGAAGGUGCUGAAGGAAAGGCAAGAGGCUGCUGCUGCUGCUGGCGCUGGCGCUGCCGCUGCGGCUGCGGCCGCAGGGAGAGGAAACAGGGAUGCUUAUCUUGAGAAUGAUGAGGAGGAUGAUAAUGACGAGGAUGCCUAUGAUGGGGAUGGGUUGACUGCUAAGAAGAAGGCGCAGAGGAAGCAGCAGCAGAAGAAGGCUGGUGUGGCAGGGCACUCGCAGGCAGCAGCAGCGGGAGCGGUGAUGAGCGGUGCAGUGCUCGCAGGGCUUGUGCUGUCGCACGCACUGCUGACCGAAGCCAAGGCAGCAGCAGGCGAGAGAAUGGAUACCAACAUGCUCCUGCGGAUCACCACCAGCCUCUCUGAUGCCUCCUCUGCGCAUCUCCAGGCGCUAGCGCUCGCCACGGCAGCAUCAGGCGCAGGCCUUUUCAAGACCAUGACAGGUGGCGGCUCGCAAUUGGCCAAGAAGAUCUCCACGCAUGUGGAUGCUCUGCGAGGGAGGGCCUCGGCCGGCGGACGCAUCGACUCUGGGCUGACAGCUGUCGCGCUGCGAUUGGCUGUGGACGCGGUGGCACAUGCGGCGAGCCUGGAGGCUACAGUGUUCCAGGGUGGGUUGAUGGAGGGGGGAGGUGCGGCGGCGGCCGGUGGGAGUACGAGGAACUUUGUAUCUGCACAGUCUCUCAAAGAGGCAAGGUUGAAAGCGGCAGGGACGGCUGGAGUUGGUGGUGCUGGUGGAAAGGGGAAAGGAGCGGAUAGUGGGUUCAAGGUGGAUGGGUUGCAGGCGCAUGUGAAAAUGGUGGAAUCCCGUGUGUCGGAUGCCAUGCCUGUGGAUCUGAGGCUACUUUCAAGUGGCACGUCUCUGUUUGCGUCGUUGCUUUCUCACGCACGCCAGCUUACGGUGCAUUGCGCCGUGGUUAUGGGGAGUCAUGGAGGGAGUUCUGGUAAUCGUGGAUCUGUUGCAGGGGGUGGUGGGUUCUAA